AUGGAAAGGAAUGAAGCAUCAGAGGGUGAAAUUUCUGUACCAAAAGUGCAAGAAGUUGAUCUUGGUGACGCAGCCGAUUUAAUGGACACAGAUGAGGGGGCACCAAAGCAGGUGGACGAUGAACAGACACAGGGUGUGCCCCAUCUUUCGGGUAAAGAUGUUGACCUCCCUUCCGCAUCCCAUUCUGAGUCUGCACAAGCCAAGGGUGCAGGUUCCAAACCUACCCAGCCCCUCGCAAGAUGUGGCAGCCACCAGCGGUCAGCACAACGCGCUCAGGAAGACAACCCAGAGGGAAUGGUCACUACGAUGGAGCGCCAGCCAGAGCAAGAGGUGGAGUCUCAGCCGACCUCUAGAUCACAGUCACAAAGCCCACCCAAGAAGAUUUUGAAGACACACCAGAGACAGUCACCAGUGUCCUCUCGAACAGAAGCCUCUCCUGUCUUGGUUCAGGCUUCAGAUGCAGAUGACGAAUCGAAUGGCGGAGUCCCCAAAGGCAAUGAAUCUUCAUGUCCUGUGAAGUUCAAGUGCGACCCCAAACUUGCCCUCAUACUGCGUUUGUUGCGGAUGGUGAAGGAGGGGCAGUACCUGGCUGCCAUGGACAAGAUUUCUGAGAUUGAUGGGAAACUGUUUGAGAAUCAUCCGGACAUCCUGUUUGAGCUGUGGCGCUUUGAGGUGCUGAGGAUAGCAGGCACCGGGGCUCACGAUGCAGCACUUGAGAUCGUGCGAAAGAAGUUGACGCCUCUGCUGCGCAAAGGGUGCCAAGCAGAUCUCUUUCCAAUGUUGCAGGACACUCUGAAAUCGAUAAUGUCUUCAAAUCACGAGCUUCCAUCAACUGCAAGGCUGUGCUCAUUGCUGCAGACUGCACUUCAAGAGUCUCUUGGUUUGCCAGGACCAGCACUAGCUCGUCUCUUGAAGGCCCUCCUGCUGGCGCACUUGCGCUGGUUCAGAAAGCAGCGCUGCCAGGACGUGUUCCAGAAGCUUCUCGCCAUCGACGUCCUGCGGCAGUGCGAGAGCACACCAGUGCCUGCACCCUGCGGCACUGCCACCCUUCUGUCCCAGGAAGAUGGUGGGGCUGCGAGGCCAGAGGUGGAGGAAGGCCGGACUGAAGGUUCCCAUGAUGAGCCCCCACCUUUGGAAGCUGAGAUAGAAGACAGCUUGGGGAGUGACUGGGGUGGCGAGGACAGCGACAUGGACAGCAUGGAUGAAGACGGAAUCGUUCAGGUGAUGGAGGUCUUGGCACUGCCGCGGACAGCGGCUAUUGACCUGCUAAUGCAGCAUGAUGGAAACGCUGAAGCGGCCAUCUUGAAUGUCCUGAAUGACUGA
Ostreobium quekettii is the source of this 1323-nucleotide messenger RNA. The record is from the annotation of a GenBank genome assembly. Lineage: Eukaryota; Viridiplantae; Chlorophyta; Ulvophyceae; Bryopsidales; Ostreobiaceae.